This is a messenger RNA of Capra hircus (goat), 1848 nucleotides long. RefSeq names its product stum, mechanosensory transduction mediator homolog (gene STUM). NCBI's taxonomy places the organism in Eukaryota, Metazoa, Chordata, Mammalia, Artiodactyla, Bovidae. The transcript has 3 exons. The record is from RefSeq and is a predicted model, not a curated record. The coding region runs from base 255 to 701 and encodes 148 amino acids.
GGGUGUCACGCCGCCCUCCCCGCCCCUCCGCCGGGGGUGUGGGAGCGCAGCCGAGCGCGCGGCAGAGGGCCGGGCGCGUGGGGACGCGGGCGUGCGGGGUUCCGGGCGAGCCGCGCCGCACCCGGAGCGCGCUGGCCGCCUGAGCUCGGCGCGGCUCCCAGUGCCCUGAAGCCGCCCGCCACCCGCCCCCUGUGCGUUGGGCGGCAGCCCCGGCCGCGGCAGCCGGGCUCCCGGGGAGGGGAGCGCGCCCGGCCAUGGAGCCUUCGCACAAGGACGCCGAGACGGCGGCGGCGGCGGCGGCUGUGGCGGCGGCGGAGCGAGGGGCGUCCUCGUCCAGCGGAGUGGUGGUGCAAGUCCGCGAGAAGAAGGGCCCCCUGCGCGCCGCCAUCCCCUACAUGCCCUUCCCGGUGGCCGUCAUCUGCCUCUUCCUCAACACUUUCGUGCCGGGACUGGGGACGUUCGUCUCGGCCUUCACCGUGCUGUGUGGCGCCCGCACGGACCUCCCGGACAGGCACGUGUGCUGUGUCUUCUGGCUGAACAUCGCCGCGGCCCUCAUCCAGAUCCUCACAGCCAUCGUCAUGGUGGGCUGGAUCAUGAGCAUCUUCUGGGGCAUGGACAUGGUCAUCCUCGCGACGGACCUCCACCAGUCACUUAACACAAACUUGAUCCCGACACAAAACUGCCGAAGAAGACUUGAUUAACAUUUUAAAAAUAACCCUGCGAGAUCUUCAGACAGACACCUAUUUUAAGCAGCCGCGCUCGUCACCCUGUGCCCCCGUGCGGGUCCCUGUAUUGUCACACGUUCGGUCUACCUCAUUAGGCCGAAGCUCCUCACUCACAUGGAGCACGUCCUCGCAAGCCCUUUGCCCUUCUCCCCACACCCCACGCUCCUCCUGUGCCCCACACCCGACAAGACCAUUUGCAGGUGGAGUGCCUGUGCCGGAGGUGAGCUGUGUCAGGGAAGAACAGUGGGGGCAAGAGGGGAAGCCCAAGGGUCAGGGGGCUCUAGAAUGAUCUAGAAUGAUUCCUACUUGACUCAGUCUGAGUUCAUAAUCCUGUGAGCAUCCAAGACCCAAGGUUUACUCAGAUACUAGGGCCCAGCAAGGUUAGGGUCAGUGACCAAUCAAACCACCAGGCCAGAGAAAAGGCAGGUCCCUGAGCCCGAGCGAGCCCAGCAGGGCCAGUGGAUUGGUUAGACAGGCUGGUGGAAGCAGCUGCUUUCCCUGCUGGGGUGCUGGACCGCCAGGGCAUCUCAGAAUUAGAGCCGGGAGACAGGGGUGGCCAGACAACAGGGAGGGGAACACUGGGCAGGGGAAACACUGGGGAAGCUGAGGGACAGUCGGAAGACGCCCAGCCCCUCCCGGGAUAGCCGCUCCCUGGGCAGGGGCUGCCCAUCAGCACGGGGGUCGGUGAGCCUGCAGAGCAGGCAGAGGCCGAGGCAGGCGCAUCCAGCUCCCUCAGGGGAGCCCCGCCCCGGGGAAGGUCCACGGACCACUUCCAUUUGUGGGGAGUGGGGCAGAGCAUCGCUAAUAAGACAGACAUGCUGCCAGUCAUCCUGUGAGUCUGGAGAAGCCAAGUCUGACCAUUUCCCAGAGGGAGUUUGGUGCUUCUCUGAGAGGCCUGUUCCCAGCUGGAACCUGGAAGGGGCCCUCUGCUCUCAGAGGCUUCCUCAGUGGCUGAUGGAAAGCCUGGGAAGGCUGCCCCGUCUCUGCCCAGUAUGAGCCCCGGACUGAGUCAUCUCCUCGUCACACAGGUGUUGGGCCAGGCACUGGGGCAUGUUAGCGAGGAGACUUUCUGUUACAGCGGCACAAAGCUGUGUCACAAUAAAUGUGUUGAUGCUUAACCUGA